Messenger RNA from Pestalotiopsis fici W106-1, 1704 nucleotides. RefSeq lists its product as uncharacterized. The transcript has a single exon. The record is from RefSeq and is a predicted model, not a curated record. Lineage: Eukaryota; Fungi; Ascomycota; Sordariomycetes; Amphisphaeriales; Sporocadaceae. The coding region runs from base 1 to 1704 and encodes 567 amino acids.
AUGACCACCACCACGGCCGGUGUAGUCCCUCGCCCCUCGGCCGAUGGCGGAAGACCAACCUCUCGCUUCCAGGAGGGAUCCAUGAACGACAGGUGCAGCGCCGCCCCUCCUGUACAAUUUCUAGGGCCCGAAGAGGCUGCCGAGUAUGAGAAGCAGUUCUAUGGCCAAGCAGAAAACAAGAACCACGUCGCGCAGCCGCCCCAACGGGCCCCGCGACGUGUUAGAAGCAUCAGUAGGCGCCGCGAGCGGCCCAUGUCUGCCCAGGCUCAGCUCCAGACGCUGCCCUAUGACACACUGCGCCUUCGACAAGGACAACUCGAGCAGCUUGAGCAAUCGCAGGACUUGAAGAUGGAAGACGUGCAAAAGAAGCCCGGCCUUCUUGGUCGUGUGCGCGAGGUUUUAUUCGGCAAGCCUACGGGUACCAAGUCGGUCCUGAGCAAUGUGCAAAACGAGAUGGACAAGAGGACAAGCUUGCAGCAACCGCCAACAUCGUACACGCAACAGCAACACCAGCCAAUGUUGCUAACCGGAGCAAUGCCCGCUCCUGCCCGCCCCAUCCCGAUACCCGUUCAACGGGGAGGCAUGGCGAAAUCCCAGAGCUCGUCACAGAUCCCACAACUACCCGCCAGCUUCCAUGGCUCGGGCGGUCCCAAUAUGAGCGAUCGUCCCACCAAGGAAGAAAUCAUGGCGUCCUACAAUGAGCUCAUGGCUACGGGCUUCUUCAAGGCUCAUGCCAUCCAGUCCACACGUCAGCCCGCUCCGGGCUCUGUACCAAACCAUGUCUCUCGUGGACUGCCCCCACUGUCCACCAUUCCAUCCUUAGAUCGUCCGUCAUUAGAGCAGGCUUCUAAGCGGUCUUCCUUUACCAUGCCGCCGUCGCCCGGCAUUAGAGAAUUUGCGAUACCGCCGAUGCCUUCUAGCCUACCACCGCCUCCUCCGCUCUUUCCGGAAACGAAUCAGGUCAAGGUGAAACCAUCCUGGGAAAGUUUUCGAAAGGGAUUUCGAGGACGGAAGCGUGCCCGUGGCGACUCUUGGGAUGAUAAUGUCUCCGAGGUCGCGUCCAUGGUCUCUCAGCAGCUACCUUCUUCGUCGACCGCGGAACACAUUGCUACACAGGUGGGUGGGAUCAGCCGACGUGUGUCAAAGAAGCUGCGCAAGAUGCCCAGCGCCCUGGCCAGCCAACUGCAAACAAAGAGCGACGGCAUGAUCCGCAUUGUUCCAACGGUAGCUGACGGGCCGGAGACAGACAGCGAAGAGAAAAACGUCUAUUUCAGUCCUGGUGCACCGGGAAUGGAGACUGGUCUAAGGGUUCGCUCAGUCUCCAAGCGUCUGCAGAAGAGAAACGAGAACGGCAAAGGCCCCUCGAGGCCCCCCGUCACAUUGGACAAAUAUUUGGGCUCCACGGCAAUCAGGCACAGCGAAGAUCAUCAGUACGGCACCACCAACUGGGAGCCCAUGGAUGUCGACAGUGGCACUCACUCUCGGAGCUCGGUGGACAGUUUGCAGCCAGACCACCAUUUUGAGAGUGCCUACCAUACGUCUUCUGAUGGGCAGUCUGUCCUUACAGCCGAGCCUCUAUGUAUCGUGCCAGAUUUGAACAAGGGAAUCCCUUCUGUCCCCUCUAUCCCAAAACUCUACAAACAUGAAAGAAUGAGCGUGGAUGAGAACGAGAUCAUCCCAAUCACGUAUGGACAAGCGCUAUAG